AUGGAGCAGAGAAAAACCAAGCAUCCAUUCCUGCUGCUCCUCCUCUACUCACUACUCUAUUCUUUUCCCUCACUUUCUGCACCAAACCAUCCUAUUUUUCCUAUCAGCAGCAGCAGCAGCAGCAGAAGUGACCAAAUCCAAACAUUCAUAGUCCAUGUCCAGCGGCUGAAAGGCGUCGCAUUCGCGAAAGUCGACGACCGCGAAAGCUGGCACAGAUCCUUCCUCCCCAACACCACUUUAAGCUCUGGCGAGCCGCGGCUGAUCCACUCCUACCGCGAAGUCAUCAGCGGCUUCGCCGCGAGGCUGUCCGCCGACGAAGUGCAGGCCAUGCAGUCCCUCGACGGCUUCCUGCACGCGCACCCCAGCAGGCGGCUCGCGCCCCUCACGACCUACACCCCGGACUACUUGGGCUUGAGCGGCCGGAACGGCGCGUGGUACGACGACCGCCUCGGGAAAGGCGUCGUCGUCGGAGUCGUCGACACCGGCGUUUCCGUCGAGCACCUCUCCUUCGCAGACGACGGCGGCAUGCCGCCGCCCCCGCAGGACUGGCGAGGGAGCUGCGAGCUCAGCGGCGGGAGGAGCUGCAGCAACAAGCUCAUUGGCGCGGCAGCUUUCAAAGGCCACCAACCAGUGCCCGUCGACGGCGACAAGAACGGCCACGGCACGCACGUGGCGAGCGUCGCGGCCGGAAGCUUCGUCGACGGAGCCACGGUUCUCGGCAAUGCCAACGGCACGGCGGCCGGGAUGGCUCCGAAAGCUCACGUGGCGGUGUACCAAGUAUGUUUCGACGGCGGCUGCGACGAGAGCGACGUGCUCGCCGGAAUAGACAAAGCCAUUCAUGACGGAGUCGACGUGCUCGUGGUCGCGAUCGGUCCCCGCCAGCUGGGGCUAUCCGAGUCACGGCCUCGGCCGCUGUACGAGGACAGCGUAGCCAUCGGAUCGUUGGAUAACGGCGACGGUGAGGCUCGGCGACGGAACGGAGUUGGACGGCGAAUCGGCGUACCAACCGAGCAGCUUCAAUGCUACCAUGCUGCAGCUGGUUUCAAUGUAUCAAAUGUUCAGAAGGGUCAGAAUGCGAAAAAUGCAGGAGCAGCAGCUAUGAUACUGCUGAACCACCAGAAAGAAGGGUUUACGACAUUCGCCGAAGCUCACGACCUCCCGGCGGCGCACCUUAGCUACGCCGACGCGCUCACGAUCCUGUCGUAUCUCAAUUCGUCGACGAAUUCAACGCCCACCGCGACCGUUAUAUUCAAAGGAACGAAGUUCGGAGCCCGACCGUCCCCCGCGGUGGCCUCCUUUUCCUCGAGAGGGCCGAGCAGAUUCAACGGUGGCAUCAUAAAGCCGGACGUCAUCGCUCCGGGCGUAAACAUUUUAGCUGCGUGGCCCGACGGAAUCGAGACCGACCGGUUCGGAUCGCCGGCUCCGACUUUUCACUUCCUCAGUGGGACCUCGACGGCCGCAGCUCAUGUCGCGGGGAUCGUAGCGCUUCUCAGGAACAGCCAUCCGCAGUGGUCGCCCGACAUGCUUAAGUCGGCUGUCAUGACGUCGGCAGACGGUCUAAACCGCGACGGCAGUCCGAUCACCGACGAGUCCGACGGCGCGGCAGCGAGCGUCUUCGCUGUCGGAGCAGGACAUGUGAAUGCAUCACUGGCUAACAAUCCUGGACUUGUGUACGAACUGCAUUCGCAUCGUUACGUUCGGUAUCUUUGCGGCUUAGGCUACACAGAUCAACAAGUGCAGGUGAUCACUCAGCAUCAGGUCAAGUGCUCGAAAACCCACGAGACCGAGCCCGAGGAUUUGAACUACCCAUCGAUCUCAGUCACCUUGCGGAGUCCGUCAAGAAAGACCAUCAAAAGAAGGGUGAAGCACGUCGGAGACCCGAACACGGUUUAUUUCGCACAAAUCGAACAACCGAAGGGGGCGAACAUUGAACUUUCGCAAGACAAACUCGAAUUCAAGAGAACGGACGAGCGAAGACAUUUCCACAUUAUACUUACAACAAACGCAACAAUGCGGACCGGAGGUCGAACAUCGGUGGGCCAGUUAACAUGGGUUUCGAAAAGGCACGUCGUGAGGAGCCCUAUCUUCGUGACGUUCUUCUAG
Molecule: messenger RNA, 2103 nt
Organism: Ananas comosus (pineapple)
Lineage: Eukaryota; Viridiplantae; Streptophyta; Magnoliopsida; Poales; Bromeliaceae
Product: subtilisin-like protease SBT1.1
Exons: 2
Coding region: 1-2103 (700 amino acids)
Biological process (GO): proteolysis
Molecular function (GO): serine-type endopeptidase activity
Source: RefSeq, a predicted model, not a curated record